AUGUUCCGUUUCAACCUCAACCUCUUCGCCUUUGUCCUCGCUUUCACGCAGCUCCUCGCCAUUGUCGCUGCACCGAUUGAUGCAGGCCAAAUCAACGUCUACCAAACCUCCGAAGAAUGCUUUGCAAACCAACGCAUCCUUAUGGACGACCUGAACAACGCAGCCGAAACGAUGAUGCGCGUCUACCUACGCUUCGACAAGCCAGCCGUAGUAAACGUGAUGGACAACAUCGGCGGCGCAAUCAAGCAGCUCGAUUCUAUCUCGCGCGUCGCACGCUUCGGCGGGAAAGUCGACCCGCAGGUGACGGAGGAUUUGGUGACUUUGGCGAGGAACGCGAGGGCUCAUCUGGACGAGGUUAACGGAGUUCCGGAUGUGAAGACGGCGCAUGAGGUGACAAGUGCGGUGUGGACGAUGCAGGACGCGCUCUCGAUGGCGCAGGCGGUCGCUUAUGCGUGCUGA
This is a messenger RNA of Peniophora sp. CBMAI 1063, 459 nucleotides long. The record is from the annotation of a GenBank genome assembly. Lineage: Eukaryota; Fungi; Basidiomycota; Agaricomycetes; Russulales; Peniophoraceae.